This is a messenger RNA of Aethalodelphis obliquidens (Pacific white-sided dolphin), 2357 nucleotides long. RefSeq names its product CFAP97 domain containing 1 (gene CFAP97D1). The coding region runs from base 1489 to 1980 and encodes 163 amino acids. The record is from RefSeq and is a predicted model, not a curated record. Lineage: Eukaryota; Metazoa; Chordata; Mammalia; Artiodactyla; Delphinidae. Gene Ontology annotation, biological process: sperm axoneme assembly. The transcript is spliced from 4 exons.
GACCCGCCCCGUCCCGCCCCGGAGGCGGGCCCGCCGGGCACGGGAAGCGGCGGAGCGCCGGCGGCCAGGCGCGCUGCGCUCCCGAGAAGUAUGCGCGCCGCCAGGCGCCAGGCGUACACGGGGGCAGACCUCUGGGCCUGAGUUAGGGGGCUGAGAUGCCGCUACUCCGGAGUUUUGGGGGGUCCUCUUCCCACCCCCCGUUAAGGCAUGGAAGUGCAGUAACUUCACUGGACUAAAUGCAGGGCGCAAUAAAAGUUUCUCUUGACCGGGGUACACCCUAGUGUCGCUGAAUUUUCUCAGGAUUACAGGGACACCCGGGUUCCGUUUGUGAGCUCUGCCUGCUGCGGACCAGCAACGUUGGCAUCACCCGGGAGCUGGUCAGAAAUGCAGAAUCUCCGCCCCAGCUCAGACCUGCUGAGUGAGAAUGUGCCUUUUAUACGCCCUGCUGGGGAUCCCUACGAAGGUUGAAAGUUUGAGAAGCCCAACUCGGGGGCACAUUUCUUCCAGCCUUCAGUGAGAGUUGGCAUCGUGCUUAAAGCUUGGGCUCUAUGCAAGCAAGCAUGGCAUUCUGGCCCUGGGCAAUGACUUAACCUCUCUGAGCCCGUUUACUGCAAAAAUGAGGGUAAUAAGAGCACCUAACUCCUAGGGUGGUUUGAAAGAUCAACAUGCCAGGAAAGCGCCCAGCUCUACAUAGUGAGCACUGGAUAGGCGUUCUCCCUCUCUUGAUCAGCAAACGCGUAGCGCACCCACUAGGUGCUACACCCUGUGCUAGUGUGGACGCGAAUCCCUCUCCUUUGCAGCCCUUCCUGGAGCAGCUGCCAGCCCACUGUGAGCCACACGAUGUCAGCAACUCAUCAUUUACUGAGGUCCAGCUGCCAGCAAAAGACCGUCUCUGUUCUCCUCCACUGCCAUGAAAAUGGCAGCUACCACCUCUCCAAAAAGCACCUGUGGUCCUGGGAAUUCAGGAAACCCACAUCCUGAGCCCAGUUCUGCCGCUAACUUGUUCUACAGAAGUUUGGCUGUUGCUCUGGACUUCAGUUUCCUCAUCUGCAAAAUGAAGAAAUCGGAUCAAAUUAUCGUUAAGGUCUUUUACUUCUGCAAACAGCUGUAGUCUCACACCUUCAGGGAAACCAUUGCAGUGGAGACUAAACUUAGAGCCCAAGGUGUGUAACCAAGGCUGGAUGUCUCCCCAUCCCACCCCGUGCCUUCCCACCCCUCCCAGACACCACACCUUUUCCUGCUGCUGUUGGUGGUACCUGCAUUCCAGACAGCUGGGAAAGCUUCUGAGCCUCUGCCUUCAUCUUGACUGGGUUAGCUCUCAAAAGAGAAGCCCAGGGACGGCCAGGCAUGCUCUGGGGCUCCUCCUUCUUCCGGGGGACCUGUCCCUGAUGUCAUAACUGGGUAACUGACAACCCGUCAUGGGGACAGCUAAGUACCUCACAGAGGAGCCUGGGUGCCUCAUUUCUGAAGUGAGACUAGGAAGAGAAGAUGAACAAUUCCCCGGAUUAUCUAGCCUACCCUGUGAUCGUCUCUAAUCAUAGACAGAGCACAUCAUUCAGGAGGAAACUGGACUUUGGCCACUACGUAUUUCAUCAGAAUAGACUACAAAUAGUGAAGCCUACUGUUGAUACCAAGCUUCCAGUGGUGCACACACAUCACAUUUUAAAACUGAGCAAACUACAGGGUGAACAAAAGAAAUUCGAUAAAAUCGAAUAUGAAAACAAGCAACUGUGUCAGAAGAUUGCCAACGCCCACCGCGGCCCCGCCAAGGUGGAUUGCUGGAACGAAUAUUUCUCUAAGAGCUUAAACAGAGAAACAAGGAACCGGGAGCUAGUGAGAAUCACCAUGGAAAACCAGGGCAUUCUGAAGAGGCUUGGUGAUCGCAAACCCCACUAUGACCGCAGGUCGUUGGAGUUAGACUGGCAGGCACGUGGGUACUCUGAUAUUCGUACGCACGCACAGAGUUUGCGUUCAGAGUAGAGCCAAUCUCAGGAGAGACCCCUAAGCGGCUGAGGGUGAAAUCAUGAGAAAUGCAACAAUCGUUGAAAGAAAAACUACCCAGAGCCUACAAAGCUAACAACAGGAGCAAACCAUCCAGCAGCUUGGUAGCAAAGCCAUCAUGUGUCAGCUUCAGAGAAUAUCUGGUAGCAUCUUCCCUCAUCCCUUAAUUCAUUCAGGCUGAAUGGACAAGCAAAGGGGAUGAGGGUAUACAAUUCAGUAUGUGGUUGACUUGCUUCUUUUAGGAAUGGCUCUUCAAGAAGGAAAACAAAAAGCCAUCCGCAGUGCUUUUAUAAACUUCCACUCCCUGUCUUUGGUCUGAAAGCCUUUUCUAAGCCACCCGUAGGAUUUAGAACUUC